CUGCAAGUGCCAUUACUUUACUUUCAAGACCAAUCAACUCCUCAGUCUCCUCAAAACAUCUCGGUUGGUGAAUUCAACUAUUCAAGCAUAAAGCUAAAACCCCAUGGUCCUGUUCCUUUCUCAGUCAAUUUUCUUUUCUCUUUUCUUUUCUUGCAUUGAAGAAAACAGGCUAGUUAAAGUGCUAUGUCUCAUCAUUGAGUAGAAGAGACUGUUGUUGUCAAAAAGACAUGGGCAAUUGUGUUACAGUUUACAAGAACAAAGAUCCUGCAGCCAUGAAUCUCAGUGCCCAAAUUCAACUGCCCACUGAGAACUUUGUCAGAAGGGAGCAGUCAAUUGCUGAACUCGGUUCCAUGUCUCAGCUGUCAUCAAUGGAUACUAGUUUCCGAGACUUGAGUAAAACCGAGGAGAAUUUUUUCGAUUCCCAGCCUUGUCUAGAAUCUGAUUGUGAAGAUUUCUUCAGUGUCAAUGGUGAUUCUACCUCUUGUGGUAACAGCCCAAACCACCAGAAAAGCUUCACGGAAAGUUCUCUGCGUGAUAAAAAUCAUUCAAUGGACCGUGCACAUGAUGCAGUAGCUGAACAUUCUCCAAAUGAUACAAAGAAGCAACUAAUUGAGUUAUUUCGUGAGAGCUUCGACGAUGAUGAUGAUGAUGCUGUAAAUAAUGAUCCAAGUUUAAAACAACAGUUGGAAGACAAACCUACAACUUUCAACCUCCCUCCAAAGUCUACAAGUAGAAGUCCAUAUGAAUCUAUCCCGAACUCUGUUCGCAGUAGUGAAGCAUCUCCUUACAGCGGGCACGUCCCUAGGAAAGAAAAAUCAGCCCAGUCUCCGCAGUGCUGCCUUCCAAGUCUGGUACGCAACAUGAGCUUUGGUGAGAGAAAGAAAAGGCUAAGCCCUGCCAAAACUGAUGGACGAUUUAUGUCGCACUGCUAGAAUUGGAUCAUAUGGAUUCAAUGGUGUUGAAGUCGAAGUAUUAUUUCACAACAAAAUAUUGCUUUUUAUUCUUUUUAUUUAUUUCAGUAAUGGAGUUGGUUCUUUUGCACAAAAGCCAAAUGUUUUGCAUUAACCAGGGUCAGGAAUUGAUCGAUUGCUGGAACA
Durio zibethinus is the source of this 1097-nucleotide messenger RNA. RefSeq lists its product as uncharacterized. The record is from RefSeq and is a predicted model, not a curated record. Lineage: Eukaryota; Viridiplantae; Streptophyta; Magnoliopsida; Malvales; Malvaceae.